AUCAUCACUGGUGGUUCUCAUGCUGGUGUGAUGAAGCAAGUUGGGGAAGCAGUACGGGACUUCAGCAUGAGCAGCAACUUUAAAGGCGAGAUUGUCACCAUUGGGAUUGCCACAUGGGGAACCGUAUACAAUCGUAGUAGCCUCAUAUGUCCCAUGGGUAGCUUCCCAGCUGAAUAUGUGAUGGAUGAAGAGACCCAAGGGAACCUUUCUUGCUUGGAUAAUAAUCACUCACAUUUUAUCCUGGUGGAUGAUGGGACACAUGGGAAGUAUGGUGUAGAGAUUCCCUUGAGGACCAGGCUUGAGAAGUUCAUUUCAGAGCAAACCAAAGUGAAAGGAGGAGUUGCCAUUAAAAUACCAAUCGUUUGUGUAGUACUGGAGGGUGGUCCUGGGACACUUGACACCAUCUACAAUGCAAUUACAAAUGGCACCCCCUGUGUGAUUGUGGAAGGCUCAGGACGUGUGGCUGAUGUCAUUGCUCAGGUGGCUAACCUUCCCAGCCCCAAAAUAAGCAUUUCCCUAAUUCAGAGGAAAUUGAUCACAUUCUUCAAGGAUGGCUAUGAGCAGUUCACUGAGAGCAAGAUUGUGGAAUGGACCAAAAAGAUCCAAGAUAUUGUGCGAAACAGGCAACUUUUGACCAUCUUCAGGGAAGGCAAAGAUGGACAACAGGAUGUUGAUGUGGCCAUUCUACAGGCCAUGCUUAAAGCCUCCCGAUAUCGUGAUCACUUUGGCCAUGAGAACUGGGACCACCAGCUAAAGCUAGCAGUGGCGUGGAACAGGGUGGAUAUUGCCCGAAGUGAGAUUUUUACUGAUGAUCAUGAGUGGAAGCCCUCUGAUCUUCACCCCAUGAUGGCAGCUGCUCUCAUAGGCAACAAGCCAGAUUUUGUGAAGCUCUUUCUGGAGCAAGGAGUACGCCUGAAGGAGUUUGUGACCUGGGACACUUUGAUCUACCUCUAUGAAAACACAGCAUCAUCCAGUGUCUUUCAUGGGAAGCUGCAGAAGGUGUUGCUGGAAGAGAAGGAGUGCUCAGCCUUCUCCAAAGUGCCAAAGAUCCAAUUGCACCAUGUGUCCCAAGUGCUGAGAGAACUGCUGGGAGACUUCACACAGCAGCUGUACCCCAAACCGAAAAACACCGAGCGACACCGUCUCUCCAUUGCCGUGCCUCAUAUCAAACUUAAUGUACAAGGAGUAAGUCUUCGAUCCCUCUACAAGCGUUCUGCUGGCCGGGUCACAUUCACCAUGGAUCCUGUGAGGGACUUGCUUAUUUGGGCAGUUGUUCAAAGCCGCAAGGAGUUGGCUGACAUCAUCUGGGCCCAGAGCCAGGACUGCAUUGCAGCAGCUUUGGCCUGCAGCAAGAUGCUAAAGGAGUUAUCCAAGGAAGAAAAUGAUACUGACAGCACUGAGGAAAUGCUGGCCCUGGCAGAGGAAUACGAGUAUCGAGCCAUUGGUGUCUUCACUGAAUGUUACCGGAAAGAUGAAGAAAGAGCCCAGAAGCUCUUGAUUCGUGUUUCUGAUGCUUGGGGAAAGACCACCUGCCUACAACUAGCCUUGGAGGCUAAAAAUAUGAAUUUUGUUUCUCAUGGGGGCAUCCAGGCCUUCUUAACCAAAGUUUGGUGGGGGAAGCUGAGUGUCGAUAAUGGGAUGUGUCGUGUCAUUGUGUGCAUGCUGUUUUUCCCCCUCCUCUACACUGGCCUCAUCACUUUCAGAGAGAAGAGACUCCAACCAAUGACUUGUCUGAACCGCUUCCGGGCCUUCUUUACAGCUCCUGUUGUCAUCUUCCACCUCAACAUCCUUUCUUAUUUCACCUUCCUCUGUCUCUUUGCCUAUGUGCUAAUGAUAGAUUUCCAGUCAACUCCAUCCUGGAGGGAGUAUAUCAUCUAUUUCUGGCUUUUCUCCUUAGUGUGUGAGGAGACACGUCAGCUCUUUUAUGAUCCAGAUGGGUUUGGCUUGUUGAAAAUGAUGUCUUUGUACCUCAAUGAUUUCUGGAAUAAAUUGGAUGUGUGUGGUAUCCUUAUCUUUAUAGCUGGCCUGGCCUGCAGAUGGAUUCCAGCUUCUUUGUAUCCUGGAAGGAUUAUAUUAUCUCUGGCUUUUAUUAUUUUCUGCUUGCGCCUGAUGCACAUUUUCACAAUCAGUAAAACUCUUGGCCCCAAGAUCAUCAUAGUAAAGAGGAUGAUGAAAGAUGUCUUUUUCUUCCUUUUCCUUUUGGCUGUUUGGGUGGUGUCCUUUGGAGUGGCCAAGCAAGCCAUCCUGAUACACAAUGAGAAGCGGGUGGAUUGGAUUUUCCGAGGCGUUGUCUACCAUUCUUAUUUAACAAUAUUUGGGCAGAUCCCAUCCUACAUUGAUGGAGUGAACUUCAACCUCGAUCAGUGCAGCCCAAAUGGGACUGACCCCUACAAGCCCAAGUGCCCUGAGUACAAUGGGCAGCCUGUCUUCCCGGAGUGGUUGACAAUAAUUUUGCUGUGCCUCUACCUGCUCUUCACUAACAUUCUCCUCCUCAACCUCCUCAUUGCCAUGUUCAAUUACACAUUCCAGCAAGUUCAGGAGCACACUGAUCAGAUCUGGAAGUUUCAGCGACAUGACUUAAUUGAAGAGUACCAUGGGAGGCCCCCAGCUCCACCACCCUUCAUCCUCUUAAACCACCUGCAGCUUUUUGUCAAACGGGUCUUUCUCCGGAAGCCGGCCACUCGGCACAAGCAGCUUAAAGAGAAGCUUGAGAAGAAUGAAGAGGCAGCUCUUUUAUCCUGGGAAAUGUAUAUGAAGGAAAACUAUUUGCAAAUCCAGCAGUGCCAAUGGAAGCAGAAUAGUGAACAGAAGAUUCAGGACAUUGCAGACAGAGUGGAUAAACUGGCAGAAAUGCUGGACCAUGAUCAGGUGAAAAGGACAGGACUGGUGGAGCAGAAGUUAGGAUACCUGGAAGAACAGUCAUUCCAGUUUGCAAAGGCCCUCCGGUGGGUUGUUCAGUCGCUGUCUAACAGUGGAUUUGGAGCAGAAGAAGAUGCUCCUAUCAUAGUCCCCAGCAAAGCCCCUGAGAUUAAGGAGUCUUCUGGAGAUGACGUCCCAGAAUCUUUUCAUACCCUAUACCAUGUGAGCGCAAGGAACCUCAUGUAUCCCAGCUCCAGUGCUGUCCGCUUUCCUGUGCCAGAUGAGAAAGUGCCAUGGGAGAUAGAGUUUGAGAUAUAUAAUCCACCCUUUUACAGUGCAGAGCAGCAAGAGAACGCUACACCGGAAUUUCUGAGAGACUCACUGGAGAAUCUUUCAAGAAUAAACUUCAACAGUAUGGAUGGAGAUGUCAACAGACAGAGCUUUCAUGGUACCUAUCUGGUUGAAGAUGGCCUGCCACUGAAUCCCAUGGGAAGGACAGGUCUGAGGGGCCAAGGGAUUCUUCGUUUCUUUGGACCAAAUCACGCACUUCACCCUGUUGUGACGCGCUGGAGGAGGAAUAUGGAUGGAUCCAUUUAUCGAAAAAGCUUAAAGAAAAUGCUUGAAGUCUUGGUGGUGAAAUUUCCCUUUUCGGAUCACUGGGCUUUGCCUGGAGGAUCUCUGGAGCCGGGUGAAGCACUGCCACAGAAGCUGAAGCGGGUUUUGAGACGUGAAUUCUGGCCACAGUUUCAGAAAUUGCUGAAUCAGGGCACUGAGAUAUACAAAGGAUAUGUUGAUGACCCCAGGAAUACUGACAAUGCCUGGAUAGAGACAGUGGCCAUCAAUGUGCACUUUGAAGACCAGAAUGAUGUGGAGAUGAAGCGUAUGAAUUCAUUUCUCCAAGGCUGUGAUCUUGAGGUGACUGCCCGAUGGCAGGUUGUGGACAAAAGAGUCCCCUUGUAUACGAACCACAAAGAGCUGCUGCAGAAGGCAUCUGUUCUCUUGGGGGCAUACUACUGAUGACACAGCAGCACCUUCUCUGCCAUCACUACCAAUGCUGUUUAACCAUAACUUCCGGAAUCCGUAACUACUGACAUAUCCUUCUAUGAUCUGAAAUCCAACAACAUCUAGUAAGCAAUUCCAGUAUGAUGGCAGCCUCCAAUGUGCAGCUUUACCCUGUCAAAAUAUAGAGGUGAAAUGAGGCCUUAUGUAACUUUGACUCCAGUUCAUCACUCUACUCUCUUUGCCUCAAGAAUGCCAAACCUUACUGGACUAAUCUUGAACCAGAACACUGGCUCUACUUUCUGCUGUCUCCAGUCUGACAUACUCACUGGGCUGGCAUACAGUGGUGCAGGAGAAGGCCUUGUUUCCAGUUCUAUGCAAUCCAACUUUUCUGCAGGCUCCCAGCUAUAACCACCAGCCUCAAGUUCAGUAUCGGGAGCCCAGUCCUGUACCACAGUCAGUACAGGGGCCUCAACCUUCAUCUCUGAACCAGAGUCCAUGACAUCAGAUAGUAAACUAUAUCAUCACCAGAUACCCAAAUGCCACAUAACCAAUUCUAUGGAUAUGCAAAGCUUUUCCAGCCAUGGUAGGUGCUCCAUUUCUAUGGACAGAGACAAUCUGUGCAUAAAGACUAUUUUAUUUGCAAAUUAGCUUCCCCUCCUGCAAUUAUUGGGAUGUGAAUAUAUGCAGGGUUUCUAUGUAUAUAGGCUGAGGCCUUUCUGGUGUAAUGGGGGAAGGUGAGUGGGGACAUCAAGGCACAGAUGCAUCUUUGACUUGCCACACCUUCCUCAACCUGGUGCCAUCUAGAUGUUUUGGUGUACAACCCCAGCAUCUGUAACCACCAUAGCCAAGGCUCAUUAUAUAGAAAAAUCCAUCUUCUUAAAAUAUAGAAUGUCAUGAGUAUUUUCAUCAUUGUAAAUGGUGCUGGUCCAGUCUUUCUGUAAUGUACUACCAAUCCAGUAUGUGCAAAACUGAUUAAAAGAGACUGUUUCACAUGCCUGUUGAAAAUGCAAUUCUUUACACACACACACACACACGCACACACACUUUUGGCAGUAAUGCUUCUAUACCUAUUCCCAAUACUCACUUUGGA
This is a messenger RNA of Sceloporus undulatus (fence lizard), 4951 nucleotides long. RefSeq names its product transient receptor potential cation channel subfamily M member 2 (gene TRPM2). Gene Ontology annotation, cellular component: membrane; mitochondrion. Gene Ontology annotation, molecular function: ADP-ribose diphosphatase activity; ligand-gated calcium channel activity. The transcript is spliced from 29 exons. The coding region runs from base 31 to 3876 and encodes 1281 amino acids. The record is from RefSeq and is a predicted model, not a curated record. Gene Ontology annotation, biological process: calcium ion transmembrane transport. NCBI's taxonomy places the organism in Eukaryota, Metazoa, Chordata, Lepidosauria, Squamata, Phrynosomatidae.